UCUCCUUGGCUCUGUAACAUGCUUGAGAAGCAGUUUAAGAGCUAAGAAAAUGAGCUGAAAGUUGUUUCAACAAAGUGGAUAUAAAUGAAUAGGAGCGCUCUAAUGGAUGACGGGGAACCUCCUACAAAUGACCUGCAGGUUAACUUGCAAGACCCACUUCAGGCCGACAUGCAUGUGGAAAAAAUAAACACUUGCUUGGCUUCUUCCCCAGAUGAAAAUGAGAACCCGCUGAAUGGUAGCAGGGACAAAGUGAUGGGAAUAGUCGAGCAAGACAGCAUCAAUAAUAAUGAAGGGGAGGACCAUGGUGUCUGUGCACCCCAGUGUCAAGAAUCCUUAAGCGAUAAGCUGAGUAGGAGUUCCAGUACAGAUGAAAUGCUCAUUCCAGAAGCACGCGUCUCUGAAAACAGGAGUCCAAGAAAAACGAAAAGCUGCAUCAAGAAAGACACAAAGAGGGCAAAGCAUAAGAAAACUGAUGUUGCGGCAACAGAUUGCAUGCAGGAGGAGGGUGGAAACAAAACAAAUUCAAACUGUUCCCAGAAGGACCCAACACAAACUCUGCAGACCCUCUUCUCACUUCUUCGAGAAGCAUUUGAGCAGAUGGAUUCAAGAGUGUUGCCCCUGUGUCUCCAUCAGAUCGCUGAAACCUAUUUUCAAGAUGGAGAAUAUGAGAAGGCCAUGAAGUUCAUUCAGCUUGAACAGUUAUACCACGAGCAACUACUUGCAAAUCUUUCUUCUAUUCAGCAGCAGUGGGAAACAAAAUGGAAAGCAACCGCAUCCAGUGAGGUUCCAGGUCUAAAAAAUUCUGCUAAAGGUCUGAAUAAUGAAGAAUUAGACAAACUUGCUGAACUUUGCACAUCACAUCAAGAGCCACUUGUCCCUCGAAGCAAGUUAAUAAGUGAAGAAAAGCCCUGGACUCACAAUAGUUUCAUAGGUUUCACGGGAUCUGCAGAUUCAGAGGACAGAGGUGCUGCGACAUGUGAUUCAGACACUGAAACUUGGGCUGGCAUUGGAUCGCGGCCGGAGCAUCAUCACUCGGAGAGAGAGAGGAGAGACAGCUUCCAGCCUGACAGCCGGCAUACACUUAGCAAGAGGGCAAGGCUUCAGCUGGCUGUAAGGGAGGGCCACAUGGAGGAGGAGCACCGCAGUGCUGAGUCAGGACUGGAAUCUCCCACCCAGUCCCCGGGGGCACCAGGCACGCUUCGCUCUGGCUGUUUGUCUUCUAGGGAAGCCGGUGAAGAUAACAGUCUGCAGCUGAGAGAAGAACAGUUCUCUGAGGAUGUAUCAAAAAUAGAAGCAGCCGCUGAGGAGCCGGCAGCAGAGUCCUCUAGUGAACCAAUGGUAGACACAUUGGUCUUGACAGAUGCUGAUUACAUGCCUUGUGAUCUAAUUUCCACAGGUGACAAUGUUAGGUUUGACGGGAACGGACUCCCGUCGAACCCCCGCCUUGGCUCUAGUGCAGUUUCCAGUGGGCAUCUGGGAAGCCGCGUAUUAAACCAGCAGCAGCCUGUUUGCAAAAAUGACAGCAAAUCUGUGCCAUGCAGAACUUUGUCAGACAUUCGCGAAAAUGUGUUCUCUGAAAGUAACACACCAGAACAGGCCGCUGUUGGAUAUGCAGAAGUAUCUGAAGGGGUACAGGAAACAACCGAACUGGAAGAGGAAGGCGAAAGCAAAGGAUCAGAAGACUUCUUUCAGCAGUUUUUAAAUGGUUGCAUAAAAGACAGAGAAGAAUCCAUCAGAUACUUAGCAACUCUGGGGGAUUCGGACACUCUUUCACAUAUACCCACUGAACAAGCACUUUAUAGUUCAUCGGAAGAUUAUUCACGGGAGGAAAGCUUUUCUUCUCUUGAUGAACUAGCAAAACGGAUCGAAAUUGCAGAGAAUGUCCCUGCUGAGGGACUUGUGUCCAUAUUAAAGAAGAGAGAUGACAGUGAAAGCAAAGAUCUUGCUCAAAUCCAGCAGAGACAGGCAAAAAGAAGAGUGAGAUUCCAAGAAAUGGAGGACUCCUUAGAUCAAGAGGAAGUUGGAGGUGGUUCCUGUGUUUUGCUGGUCUUGUUGUGCAUAGCAACAGUAUUCCUUAGUGUUGGAGGAACUGCCCUGUACUGCACCUUCGGCGAUACCGAAUCUCCAGUAUGUACUGAUUUUGCAGCCAACAUGGACUUUUACUGUACCCAAAUAUUACAGGGUAUAGAAGAACUUAAGCACUGGAUAUCUUUAUCAUAAUACAAGUAAACACUG
Molecule: messenger RNA, 2235 nt
Organism: Euleptes europaea (tarantolino)
Lineage: Eukaryota; Metazoa; Chordata; Lepidosauria; Squamata; Sphaerodactylidae
Gene: CNST
Product: consortin, connexin sorting protein
Exons: 12
Coding region: 85-2220 (711 amino acids)
Biological process (GO): positive regulation of Golgi to plasma membrane protein transport
Cellular component (GO): trans-Golgi network; transport vesicle; plasma membrane
Molecular function (GO): connexin binding
Source: RefSeq, a predicted model, not a curated record